Messenger RNA from Bufo bufo (common toad), 1788 nucleotides. It is a transcript of the gene TUFM, whose product is annotated as Tu translation elongation factor, mitochondrial. The transcript is spliced from 11 exons. Gene Ontology annotation, cellular component: mitochondrion. Gene Ontology annotation, molecular function: GTPase activity; translation elongation factor activity; GTP binding. The record is from RefSeq and is a predicted model, not a curated record. NCBI's taxonomy places the organism in Eukaryota, Metazoa, Chordata, Amphibia, Anura, Bufonidae. Bases 45 to 1403 code for a protein of 452 amino acids. Gene Ontology annotation, biological process: mitochondrial translational elongation.
GAUGUAUUUCCUGUUCCGGGUCGUCACUUCCGUAGUCUCCCAAGAUGGCGGGGCGUGUGGUGCUGUCUGCAUGCAGAUCUGCCGUGUUCAGCCGCCUCCCGGCUCGCAGUCUGCGCAUUGCGACAUGGCCCAGCCCUGCCACCCGCUUCUGCCCCCUGCUGUACAGAAACUACGCUGCGGAAGCCAAAAAGACCUACUCUCGGGAGAAGCCCCAUGUCAACAUCGGAACCAUAGGCCACGUAGAUCACGGCAAGACCACGCUGACGGCCGCCAUUACCAAGAUCCUGGCAGAGGCCGGAGGGGCCCAGUUUAAGAAAUAUGAGGAAAUUGACAACGCCCCAGAAGAGAAGGCGCGAGGUAUCACCAUUAAUGCGUCACAUGUAGAGUACACCACCUCCAACCGCCACUACGCGCACACAGACUGCCCGGGGCACGCUGACUACGUGAAGAACAUGAUCACAGGAACCUCCCAGAUGGACGGGUGCAUCCUGGUCGUAGCUGCCACCGACGGGCAGAUGCCGCAGACGCGGGAACACUUGCUGCUGGCUAAACAGAUUGGGGUGAAGCACAUUGUCGUCUACAUUAACAAGGCCGACGCCGUGGAUGACAAGGAGAUGCUGGACCUGGUGGAGCUGGAGAUCCGAGAGCUGCUGACAGAGUUUGGGUACGAUGGCGAGAACACCCCCGUUGUGGUGGGAUCGGCUUUGUGUGCCCUCGAGAACCGCAGCAAGGAGAUCGGCUUGGACUCCAUCAUGAAGCUCCUGGACGCCGUCGACAGCUACAUCCCCAUCCCUGAGCGGGACCUGGACAAGCCGUUCCUGCUGCCGGUGGAGUCCGUCUACUCUAUUCCAGGCCGAGGCACCGUGGUGAGCGGGACGCUGGAGCGAGGCACCAUCAAGAAGGGAGACGAAUGCGAGUUUGUUGGGCGCAGUAAGCACCUGAAGUCGGUUGUAACAGGCAUUGAGAUGUUCCAUAAGAGCCUGGACCGGGCGGAGGCUGGCGAUAACCUUGGAGCUCUGGUCAGAGGCCUAAAGAGAGAAGAUGUCCGGCGAGGAAUGGUGAUGUGCAAACCAGGCUCCAUCAAACCCCACCAGAAGGUCAUGGCUCAGGUCUACAUCCUCAGCAAGGAGGAAGGGGGGCGCCACAAGCCUUUUGUCAGCAACUUUCUGCCCGUGAUGUUCUCCCUGACGUGGGACAUGUCUGUUCGCAUCACGCUGCCAGAUGGCAAGGAGAUGGUAAUGCCCGGGGAAGACUCCGGCCUAAUUAUGACCCUGCGACAGCCCAUGGUGCUGGAGAAAGGACAGCGCUUCACCCUGCGAGAUGGGAACCGGACCAUCGGCACCGGAAUCGUCACCGACAUCUUGGAGAUGACCAAACAGGAUGAGGAAGGCUGGGUGUCCUGAAGACCCUCACUACGAACUUGUAUCGAGGGGGGGGGGAAUUCCUAUUGAGACGACGUAUGAACCAAACAGCAGCAGAGUAGCACUUAAGCCCCCCCCUCCCCCCGCAGCCUCCUCUGUAAAAUACGCCCCUCUGUCGAUAAAGUUCAGCCCCCGGCGCCUGGGACGAUGCCGCAGGGGGAUCUCUGGUUCAGUUUGUGGUCUCCCCCCAGUCAGGCUCCCAUUCUUUGCCAUUGGGAAAUGAUAUGGAAUAAUAAUGGUAAUAUCACGUCACACCCCCACCCCCCCCAGGAUGCAGUGAGCGGCGGGCAGACGUGAUCUGUACAUUAUUCUCUCCCUACAUUUUGUUUGCUUCAUUAUUAUUAUUUUCUAAUAAAUAUUUCUGGAC